Messenger RNA from Melospiza georgiana, 2417 nucleotides. RefSeq names its product ras-related protein Rab-9A. The transcript has 3 exons. The record is from RefSeq and is a predicted model, not a curated record. Gene Ontology annotation, cellular component: lysosome; nucleus; phagocytic vesicle. NCBI's taxonomy places the organism in Eukaryota, Metazoa, Chordata, Aves, Passeriformes, Passerellidae. Gene Ontology annotation, molecular function: GTP binding; GTPase activity. Gene Ontology annotation, biological process: DNA-templated transcription; retrograde transport, endosome to Golgi; Rab protein signal transduction. The coding region runs from base 291 to 896 and encodes 201 amino acids.
GCCGCCAUGUUCGUUCCUUCCGCAGCGCCCGGUGGCGGUGGCGCAGCCGGGGACCGGGACCGGCGGGAGGAGCGGCGGCAAUUCCCUUCCCGCGGGCAGGGAUCGGCCUCCCCAGCGCGCUCGGGAGCGGCGGCAGUUUCCUUCCCGCGGCCUGGAGCCGAGUCAGAUUUUUGGAAACUUGCAGAUCUGCUAUAGGCAACAAGUUUUACCACUGUAGUGAUUGAGGGCUGAGAAAUGUAAAUCCUCCACAAACAGUCUAGGAAAACAGGAGGAUCUUUUCCCGUAACAAAAUGGCAACAAAAUCAUCACUCCUUAAAGUAAUACUGCUGGGAGAUGGUGGAGUUGGGAAGAGUUCCCUCAUGAACAGAUACGUCACCAACAAGUUCGACGCGCAGCUGUUUCAUACCAUAGGUGUGGAAUUCCUAAAUAAAGAGCUGGAGGUGGAUGGACACUUUGUUACCAUGCAGAUAUGGGACACGGCAGGUCAGGAACGCUUCAGGAGCUUGCGGACUCCUUUCUAUAGAGGUUCUGACUGUUGCCUGCUAACCUUCAGCGUGGAUGACUCUCAAAGCUUCCAAAACUUAAGUAACUGGAAGAAAGAAUUCAUUUAUUAUGCAGAUGUGAAGGAGCCUGAAAGUUUUCCAUUUGUGAUACUGGGUAACAAAGUUGAUAUCGAUGAAAGGCAAGUAUCUACAGAGGAAGCCCAAGACUGGUGCAGGAAUAAUGGCAACUAUCCCUAUUUUGAAACCAGUGCAAAAGAUGCCACUAAUGUUGCAGCAGCCUUUGAAGAAGCUGUUAGAAGAGUUCUAGCCUCUGAAGAUAGAUCAGAUCACUUUAUUCAAACAGAUACGGUAAACCUUCAUCGGAAACCGAAGCCCAGCUCAUCUUGUUGUUGACUUAAAUUUCUUUUUGCCAAAUUACUGUUGACUAGCUUGCUCUGUAAAGGAAUGGGGAAGGUGUAGUAGAUAGAAUAACAAACGGAUUUCACUCUAAUAUUAAAAUUGUAAUAUUUUGCUGCUUUCAUGGGGGAGAAAAAGAAAAAUCUCCAUUCAUGAGUGACCCGUUAUUGAAUUAGUGAUGCUUUCUGUUUAGGAAGACAUCAAGGAAAAAAUAAUAUAAGAAUAUAAUUUGCCAACGUUAUUCAAAUGAUAAAUACUUUGAAUAUAAUUAAAACUUGAAAGUUCUAGAAGCACUACUUUGGAGAAGCUGUUCUGGAAUUCAGGCACAAAGAUACUUUUGUAUGUGUAUAUUUUUAUGAAAUUGGCAUUCCAGUUUUGCUUCAUUAGAUGUCAGUUUCUUAACAAUGCUAGAUAUUAAACUUCAGUCUCACUACAUUCCUUUUGCUGUGAGUGGUACUUCAUCUCUAAUCUGGUUAUUAUAAGUUAAUAUAAAUUACAUCCAGGUCUUCUAAUUGCCUAAUGUUACUGUAAUUUGUGUAAGUUUGUAAGUAGGAAUUAAAUUUCCUACGUAUUUAAUGUCCAUUUUCUCCCAUACAUUAAUCUGAUGCUGCACUAAUUUCUCCAGUGGUUUAAUGCAAAAUACCGAUCAUUUUUUAAAUUAAUGUGUGUCCUUGCCUUAAGUCCAUUCUGGCAUGUUUCUGAUCAAUAAGGUGAAAAAUCUGAGUAACUGAAAUAUAACCAUUUUUUGAAAAAGAAAUGCUUUAUUCAGUCAGCUUUAAUAGCACUUGAAAGGAUCCACAUUGUGACAGUUUUUUAGGAAAACUUGUGUACAGCCUUAGAAGUUCCAAACUUCUUGUUUGUUACCCUGAGCUAUGAAUGUGUUUACCUGUAAUAUCUGCACUGUGAUAUUAAGGAAUGGCAAUACGUAGAGAACUCAGGAAGCUCUUGACUUACAGUAGAUUUGACAGCUUUCAGCCCUAAUACAGGUAUAUAACUAUAGAUAGUGUUUGAGCUGAAUUUGAUCAUUAUUAAAAUUGCUAUUUUAGGAUAUGGACUUGUACCUUUAAGAGAUAAUAUCUUUUAUAUUACUGAAUUAAUUUCAUAAUUAUGAACUGUAUUUGUUGGACAGUAUUUUGCUGUCAGGCAGACAAAACUUGCAGGUGUUUUUGAGGCUUUCAGCUGCAGUUUAAGUGGUAGAAUACUUGUAUGAGAAAUGGUUAUUGGCUCUCAGAGUAACCACUGUCCUUGCAGUAGCAAAAUUGCUAGUGCAGUAGCAAUUGCUUCCAUUUGUAAUUGACUGCUAACAGGCACACAUGUGCACGUGGUCUGAGAGGAAGUCUGAUGCUGCAGGACAGGCCAUGUUAUUGAUUAAACAACUGCUUUCUGUACAGAAACGUUUUUGUUUCAAUGGAAAAGUAUUUCUUGAAGAGUACAUUACCAGCAAGCACUUUAUCUUAAAAGUAUCUGCUCAAUCUGUACCAGGUGUAAUUAUUUGGAAGUAAAGCUUGCAAAAACAAA